Tarenaya hassleriana is the source of this 1884-nucleotide messenger RNA. RefSeq names its product cytochrome P450 705A5-like. The transcript is spliced from 2 exons. Bases 1 to 1551 code for a protein of 516 amino acids. Lineage: Eukaryota; Viridiplantae; Streptophyta; Magnoliopsida; Brassicales; Cleomaceae. Gene Ontology annotation, cellular component: membrane. Gene Ontology annotation, molecular function: oxidoreductase activity, acting on paired donors, with incorporation or reduction of molecular oxygen, NAD(P)H as one donor, and incorporation of one atom of oxygen; heme binding; iron ion binding. The record is from RefSeq and is a predicted model, not a curated record.
AUGGCUUCAACCGUUACCUUGGAUUUCCUCCAAAACAGCUUCAUCUUCGUCCUGGUAAUCUCACUUCUCUCUCUCCUUUACAGUUUCUUCAACAAAUCCAAUGAUCAAAUAGAAAGAUCAUCACUUGCUCGUCUUCCUCCAAGCCCUCCGAGCUUGCCCAUCAUCGGCCACCUUCACUAUCUUCUCUCCAAAUCGCUCUUCAAGUCAUUUACCGAACUUUCCUCCAAACACGGCCCUCUCCUCUAUCUCAGCGCUUUCAACUUCCCAAUACUUCUCGUCUCGUCUUCUUCAGUCGCAUACGACAUCUUUAGGACAAAUGAUGCGAAUUUCUCGUCUCGUUAUCCCUCUACUAUCGAUAAUUCAAUCAUAUUGGGGCCUUAUGGGUUUAUCACUGCACCCUAUGGUGACUAUUGGAGAUUCAUGAAGAAGAUUGUUAUCACUGAGUUGCUUGGCCAACAAUAUCUCGAGAGAUCUCGAGGUAUUCGUGAUGAAGAGCGUGAGAGGUUCAUCGUUAACUUGGUGGAGAAGGCAAAGAGAGGAGAGGUCGUUGACGUGGGUAAAGUGUUGAUGAAGCUCACAAACAGUAGCAUUUGCAAGAUGGCUGUGGGAAUGAGUUGUUUCGAGGCGGAUGGUGAGGUGGAGAAAAUCGAGGCUUUAGUCAGUGAAACAUUCGGUGUGUCGAAGAAGAUACUGGCAACCAUUGCAUUGCGUUGGCUCAAGAGAUUCGGGAUCUCGUUGUUCGAGAAGGACGUGUUGGAUGUUUCUAGAAGGUACGAUGAGUUGUUCGAGAAGAUUAUUCGGGAACACGAAGAGAAUCCAAACAGAGAGCACAAGGACAUGAUGGAUGUUGUGUUGGAGGCCUAUCACAACGAAAAGCUCGAGUACAAGAUCUCACGGAACCAGAUCAAGGCCCUUUUCGUGGAACUCUUCGUUGCAGCCACCGACACGUCAUCACAAGUGGCACGUUCGACAAUGGCAGAGCUCAUAAACCAUCCCUCUGCCUUUCAGAAGUUGAGAGAAGAAAUAGACUCAGUCACAGGAACGAAAAGGCUACUCCGCGAAACGGAUCUUCCGAAUCUCCCUUACUUGCAUUCGGUCAUGAAGGAAGGGCUAAGAUUGCAUCCACCCGGGGCUCUAUUACCGAGAAAAUGCGACAAAGGAUGCAAAGUUGGAGGGUUUGAUGUUCCAAAAGGCAGCUUACUACUUGUUAAUUACUAUGCAAUGAUGAGAGACCCGAGUGUUUGGGAGAACCCGGAUGAGUUUCGGCCGGAGAGAUUCUCGCUUGCUCAUGUGGGCAGCCGAGAAGUUAACAAAGAGAAAGCUCUAAAGUACGUUCCCUUCGGGGCAGGAAGAAGAGCGUGUCCGGGAGAAAACUUGGCUUAUGUCUUCAUGGGCAUGGCCAUAGGAACAAUGGUGCAGUGUUUUGACUGGAGAAUCGACAGUGGGAAGGUUAACAUGGAGGAAGCAGGCUACAUGGCCUUGAGGAUGGCUUAUCCAUUCAUGUCUACUCCUGUUCUUCGCUUCAAUCCAUUAGCUUCUACAACCUCAUAAAUUUGCAAACUCACGGUGUUAUAUUCCUAAUGUUCACAUGCCUAGAAUAUGUACCAUGAACGUGUAAGAAUAAAAUACGUGAAGAGUAAUAUAUAUAUAUAUAUAUAUAUAUAUAAAAGAACAUGGGACUUACUGUGAUUUGGUUACAAGAACCUAUGUGCAUGGCAUCAUCUUUUGUGUUUUCAAGUAGAUACAGUAAUAAAGAUAAAGAAGAGUUGGAGAAUGUUGUGGGAUAAGCAUAGGCUGUACACUUGUUUUUAUAGAACGUAAGAUACUAAAUAUCAAACAAAUUGUGUAUCGAAACACAAAUUUUCCCAUUUUAAAAAAAAAAAA